CCGGCGGCUGCGCAGUUAGGCGCGGGCGGUCACGUGACUUCGGCAUGGCGGCGUUUGCGGACUUGGACCUGCGGGCGGCUUCCGACCUGAAGGCGCUGCGCGGGCUCGUGGAGAAUGCUGCUCGCCUGGGUUAUUCAGUUGUUGCCAUCAAUCAUGUUGUUGAAUUUAAGGAAAAGAAACAGGAAAUUGAAAAACCAGUAGCUGUUUCUGAACUCUUUACAGCGUUGCCAAUUGUACAGGGAAAAUCAAAACCAAUUAAAAUUUUAACUAGACUGACAAUUAUCGUUUCAGAUCCAUCUCACUGCAAUGUUUUGAGAGCAACUUCUUCAAGAGUCCGGCUGUAUGAUAUUGUUGCAGUUUUUCCAAAGACAGAAAAACUUUUUCAUGUUGCUUGUACACAUUUAGAUGUGGAUUUAGUCUGCAUAACUGUAACAGAGAAGCUACCAUUUUACUUCAGAAGACCCCCUAUUAAUGUGGCAAUUGACCGAGGCGUGGGCUUUGAACUUGUCUAUAGCCCCGCUAUCAAAGACUCCACGAUGAGAAGGUACACAAUUUCCAACGCCCUCAAUUUGAUGCAGGUCUGCAAAGGAAAGAAUGUAAUUAUAUCUAGUGCUGCAGAAAGGCCUUUAGAGAUAAGAGGGCCAUACGAUGUGGCAAACUUAGGCUUGUUGUUUGGGAUGUCGGAAAGUGAUGCCAAGGCCGCAGUGUCCACCAACUGCCGAGCGGUGCUUCUGCACGGAGAAACUAGAAAAACUGCUUUUGGAAUUAUUUCCACGAUGAAGAAACCUCGGACAUCAGAGGCAGAUGAUGAUUCUCUUCCAGCCUGCAAGAAGGCCAAGUGUGAGGGCUAAAAUGAGUCUCCCGUCUCUGUCAGCUCUCCUUUCUGCCCUUUGAGAGUCCAUCAGCCACAACAGAAAGGGAACCUCCAUGUGGUUCAGUGUUUUCACUUGGAGCCAGAUAUUAGCAGUCUGUAAAGACAGUCUUCUAUUCAAGCCAUUAAAAUAACAAAAGCUAGUAAAGCAUUAGAGAGAAAACAAAGACUGCCCCCUUAAUGAAUUUAGAUAUAUUUUAGGAGAAAAGCAAAGACUAGUUUAUUUAUCCUUUCUGUUAAGUGAUGCAUGGCAGGUAUAAUUGAAUACGAUGUUUCAAUAUUUCAAGAGACUCAGAAUAUUUCUAUUCAUUUAAAAGCUCAUGCUUUUCAGCUUUACUGGAUAUACAUGGCUUAUUAUUUUUUAAUUUUACUACUCAAGAAGUGGUUAUUUUGAAAACUUAUGUUAAGGG
Hippopotamus amphibius kiboko is the source of this 1281-nucleotide messenger RNA. RefSeq names its product ribonuclease P/MRP subunit p30 (gene RPP30). Bases 45 to 851 code for a protein of 268 amino acids. Gene Ontology annotation, cellular component: nucleolar ribonuclease P complex. Gene Ontology annotation, biological process: tRNA processing. Lineage: Eukaryota; Metazoa; Chordata; Mammalia; Artiodactyla; Hippopotamidae. Gene Ontology annotation, molecular function: RNA binding. The transcript is spliced from 11 exons. The record is from RefSeq and is a predicted model, not a curated record.